This is a messenger RNA of Arctia plantaginis, 732 nucleotides long. The record is from the annotation of a GenBank genome assembly. NCBI's taxonomy places the organism in Eukaryota, Metazoa, Arthropoda, Insecta, Lepidoptera, Erebidae.
AUGGGUUGUGUACAUUUUUUAUUCUGUCUCUCUGUAUUAGUCAAUACACAUUUCAUUAAUGGCCAAGAAAUAUGCACACUUACGGACAUUGAGUGUCUAACGCGAGAGGCUCAAAAGGCUUUUAAUGCUUUCGUACCAGGAAUUAAAGGUUUGAUUGAACCUAGUGAUCCGUUGUUUCUCAAAGAGAUUCAGUCAAGUAUACCAGGUUUGUCAUAUCGCACAUCUAACCUAACACUUACUGGCAUAAAACAAUGUCAAGUUAUUAAGCUAAGGCUAAUUAGAGAAGAUUUAUCUUAUCAAUACGAUUUGCAGUGCCCCCAGUUGGUUUUAAAUUAUCACCAUAAAGCCAAAGGCUCAUUAAUGGACACGGUAGAACUUGAUACCGAUGGAUUGGCGACGGCUACUUUCUCCGAUUACAUUCUAAAAAUUAACGGAAAAUAUGGGAAACAGAUUAGUGAAAAAGAUCAUAAAGUUCACUUUUUCUUGAACGGUUUUACUUUAGAUACUGAACUUAGAGGAGACUUAACAUAUUCCAUUCAUAGCCCACUUCAUAGUGAUCAAACAAAAUCUGACAUUGCUUUGGCUUAUAUCAAUCAAAACGGUAAGGAAAUUGAAAAACGUUUGAAAUCACCGACCAUGGAAAAAUUCGUGGAAAAACUUUUAGAAAACCUUGACCUCUACUUGAGAAACUUUAACGUAGAAAUUCAAUAUCCAGAUGAUAAAGGUGUUUAA